GGAGGGGACGGGGUUCGCGGGGGCGGGGCCGGCGCGUCCGGGGUUAAUGAUCGUCCCGCCUCAGCAGCUCUGACUCAGUUUCACCAGAAACCUGGGGGAGGUAGCGGCCUGUCCCUGUGCGCGGGGGCACCGGGACUGAAGCGGCGGCUGGAGCCGCGGAGGAAGACGGCCCGGGACCUGUGCGGGCCGGCCCCUCCCCACUCACCUGCGCAGGUACCUGAGCCGCGGGAGCGCGGCGCGGGCGGGGCGGACCCAAGCACGUCCGGCCCUUUGUUCUGCUCCCGCGGGUGUCCGGCCGCCGGCCCUUGGUUCUCGGGGUGCCCGGGCCCCCUAGCGCUAGCCUGUACUUCCUCAAGUCUGCCUGGUGUCUGCCCGGCCCCUCCCAGCUCGCCCGUGCUCUCGGACCCGGCGCCGUGAAGGUGACUCCCGGGGGGGGAGGGCCCCUCCGAGCGCGAUGGCUCGCGUCGCCGCGCUCGCCUUGUGGCUCCUGUGCGCCAGCGGCCUCCGGGCCGGGGCCGGGCCUCCACCCGCGCCCUCGGGGGCUUCCUGCCUGGACCGCUUCACUCCCGGGGUGCCCGACUUCGUGCUGGACACCGAGGCCUCGGUCAGCAACGGGGCCACGUUCCUGGGCUCCCCGGCCGCGCGCCGCGGCUGGGACUGCGUGCGCGCCUGCUGCACCACCCCGGGCUGCACGCUGGCGCUGGCCGAGCUACAGCCCGACGGCUCGGACGACGCCAUCGCCGCCUGCUUCCUCAUCAACUGCCUCUACGAACAGAGCUUCGUGUGCAAGUUUGCGCCCAGGCAGGGUUUCGUCAAUUACCUGACCCGCGAGGUCUACCGCUCCUACCGCGAGCUGCGCACCCAGGGCUUCGGAGGUAAGAGGGAAGGAUCGGGGACACUCAGAGACCUGGUGGCUGGGUGCGUCCUUGCCUACGCGAGACCAUUAAAAGUUGCCUUACUUCAGCCUGCACCCCACUUCCCCCUAGUGUGCUCUGCCACCUGCAGCCCCAGUGAGUUCCGUUGUGCUGAUGGCUGCUGUGUAGACAGCUUCCUAGAGUGUGAUGGCACCUCUGACUGCCUGGAUGCCUCUGAUGAGGCCAACUGCCAGCGAUACAUCAACGGCUUCGAGGACCUCCAGAACAUCCCCUUCACCAGUGACAAAGGGCACUGCGUGGACCUGCCAGACACAGGCCAAUGUGAGGCGCGCAUCCCCCGCUGGUACUACGACCCCUUCAGCCAGAACUGUGCUCGCUUUACCUAUGGCGGAUGUAAUGGCAACGGGAACAACUUUGAGGAGGAGCAGCAGUGUCUGGAGUCCUGCAAGGGCGUGUCCAAGAAGGAUGUGUUUGGUCUACGGCGAGAAAGCCCCAUUUCCAGUGUAGGCUCUGUGGAGGUGGCUGUUGGUGUGCUCCUGGCCACCUGCAUUGUGGUGAUGGUGGCCCUUCUGGGCUACUGCUUCUUCAAGAAUCAGAGAAAGGGUUUCCACCAGCACCAGCCUCCGCCCACCCCUGCCAGCUCCACCAUCUCCACCACGGAGGACAUGGAGCACCUGGUGUAUAACCACACCACCCAGCCCUUCUGAGUUGGAACUGCCUGGGCUCUCCUGCCUGGCCCAGGCAGGGGAAGACUUUGGGACCAGACUUGGAUCCUCUCAUGGGGAUCCCCCAAGCUCAGGUCACUCACUGCUGAGAAGGCCCCAGGGCCUGGGAGCAGUGUGAAGCCUUAGAUCCAGGAGCUGCAUAUGGAUAGACCUACCUCUCUGGGAUCUCAGCCAAAGUGGACUUGUGUUUCCAGAUUGAAGCUGUCUGCUUCACCAGUUCUUGGGGGAGGGGCCUUGGGCAGCAGAAGCCCCCACAACCCCUCUUUACCUCCAUCUCCAGAGCUGAAGGAGGGCCUCCUGUAUUUUUGUCCUGUACAGAGUCACUUUUUGUUUAUUUAAUGCCAAGGGGAUGGGUGAGAGGGGAUGAUCUUGACUCUUCCCUGUCCCCCAGAGUGAACCAGCAGAUCUCUCCCCCAACCCUUUUCACGCCCUGCCUGCCCUUCAUUCCCAACAGGCUUAGUCCACCCGCAGGGAAAUAAAAUAAUUUCUUCUCUGAG
This is a messenger RNA of Erinaceus europaeus (western European hedgehog), 2097 nucleotides long. It is a transcript of the gene SPINT1, whose product is annotated as serine peptidase inhibitor, Kunitz type 1. Bases 455 to 1582 code for a protein of 375 amino acids. The transcript has 6 exons. The record is from RefSeq and is a predicted model, not a curated record. NCBI's taxonomy places the organism in Eukaryota, Metazoa, Chordata, Mammalia, Eulipotyphla, Erinaceidae. Gene Ontology annotation, molecular function: protein binding; serine-type endopeptidase inhibitor activity.